Daphnia carinata is the source of this 2042-nucleotide messenger RNA. Its product is annotated as BTB/POZ domain-containing protein 6-B-like. Gene Ontology annotation, cellular component: cytosol; P-body. Lineage: Eukaryota; Metazoa; Arthropoda; Branchiopoda; Diplostraca; Daphniidae. The transcript has 5 exons. Gene Ontology annotation, molecular function: protein binding. The record is from RefSeq and is a predicted model, not a curated record. The coding region runs from base 150 to 1442 and encodes 430 amino acids. Gene Ontology annotation, biological process: neurogenesis.
GAUGUCGAACGAGAGACGAGCAUUCGAUAAGGACAGCUCUGCAUGUAGUCGAUCGAAUUGGCUCAGUCCUGACACACUGGUUAACUAACUCUCUCUUCUAGUGCUCUUUUAAAUGGUACACAUGGUCACGCUGGAAAAACAACAAACAUAUGGGAUUAUCAGCAUCAAAGAAAAAGGCAUCUGCUUUGACCAAGUCUAGUUUUUCACGCGCCAAAGCAACUAAGGACAUCAAAGGGACCAUGGAUUUUAGCGGUCAACUUGGAACACUUCAUUCGCAAUACCGAAUGCAGACGGAUUCAGGAAAUGAGUCGGCUGGAUCAGAAGACGAUGACGACGUCAUCUUCCAUGUUGGUCUAGAGACUGUGAUGCGAAUACCGGCCAGAAAAUCGAUUCUUUCCAAAAGAAAUGAGGUCUUUCAAGCAAUGUUCUGCGGGCCGUACACACAAGCUCGUGAAAACCUACGACGUCGUCAAUUAUCGUCCAACGGUGACUCAACGCCGCAGCCCAAUCACUUAACGUCGACCCCAGAUCAAAUUUACGAUCCAGAUGUUGACGGAAGAGCUUUCAAGAAUCUGAUCAGUUUCCUAUACGGUGAAACCGUGGAACUUCGUUCAGUAAUGACAGCUCUCGAAACCCUACACGCGGCUGAGAAAUAUCUUUGUGAUGGAUUAAUGAAGAUUUGUGCAACAUAUUUAGUGGGCCAACUCAAUCCCCAAAACGUACUAUUCAUUUAUCAGAGGACUUCCAUGUAUCCCGGAGCUGACUACCAACAAAGCCCGUCUUCCAACGUGGACAAUAGGCCGAGUGCCCCACCGUUAGAAGACUGUAGCGCCCCUAGUGGAGAAUCUCAGCAACAAAAUGCAAAUUUACAAACGCAGUCGAGAUCGAGUUGGUGUUCGUUUUUGAUGAACAGCUGCCUCGAGUUUAUCGACAAAAAUGCAUCAGCCGUUCUUUGUUCAGAGGAAUUUGAAGAACUGGAUGCGGUUAAAGUGGAGUCUAUCGUCAGACGAGACGGACUUCAUCUCGAAAACGAAAGUGAAGUGCUCACGGCUCUGAUACGUUGGUCCGUUUUCGAAUGUCAUCGCCGCCAGUUGGAUCCCAGGCCCAAUAAUCAGAGACACGUUUUAGGUCAUCUUGUAUGGCACGUCCGCUUUUGGGUGAUGUCAGCCAACGAGUUGCAACAAGCAGCAACGAUUUUAGAAACACUUGAACCUGGAGAGCUUAUUAAAACCCUGCGAGCAUGCAGCACCAAUCAAGACAUGGUUAACAGGUUAAAAGAUCCUAGUCAUUUCCCAUUUAUUGUUACACAGCCAAGGAUAUACCUGAGUUCUAGAGCUGCUACAGCUCAUUCUGGGUCAAAGGAACUGAACAAAAAUAUGACAAGUUCAAAGACCUGUCUAACAGAGAAGCUUUUUAUUUGUCUAGCCUGUAUUUUUGAAUGAAAAAAGAAAUGUUCAAAAAUCAAAUCUUUCAGCCAAAUGUAUAAGUAUUAAUUCCUUCAAUUUUAUGGAAAGGCUAAAUUUUUUAAAAGUCAUUGUUUGAUUCUGAAUGACUGUUACGGUUAACGUUUCCACUGAUUUUCAAAAUGUUUUCCCUCUUAAAUAUGAACGAAACUAAAGUCACAAUUCCCGAGUGAAAUUUUGCAAAUGCGGAUGUCUAUACUGUUGGUACCUUUCAUUAUAUGUGAUUGCGCAUUAUAAUUAAGUUAUUAGCUAAAUUGUUUGCCAUGGAAUUUGGUUGAAAGCCUCCAUUUUUUAACAAAUCGGGAAAUAGUAAGUCAGAUGAACGAUUUCGUUUCAAUACCAAAAUGUUUUAAUUUUGUUUGUGUGUGUGUGCACGUUAUGCAAGUUUGCCGUUCUACACAGCUGUUGAUUUAAUAUUUUAAUGAUUGCCAAGCGAAUACGUUAGAUUCGUGAUUUGUUGAAACUGUUGGGUGUAAUUGCAUUUAGCGUUUACAUCCUUGCGAUCCAAAACUAUAUGCAAACUGUUAUUGGCUUAAUACCUUUUUGUAUAACCCUAAAUACACUGACUACUGCGAAAAU